Molecule: messenger RNA, 1819 nt
Organism: Perca fluviatilis (European perch)
Lineage: Eukaryota; Metazoa; Chordata; Actinopteri; Perciformes; Percidae
Gene: mmadhca
Product: metabolism of cobalamin associated Da
Exons: 7
Coding region: 524-1426 (300 amino acids)
Biological process (GO): cobalamin metabolic process
Cellular component (GO): mitochondrion
Source: RefSeq, a predicted model, not a curated record
UUUCAUAAUGUAAUCCUAUUAACAGAUGUAUAUUUGACCUUUUUUAUAAAGAAAAUUAACACGUUGUCAGGAGUUUUUUUUGCAAGGUCAUAUCUAGUUAGGAAGUAUACAGUACUGUCUGAAAAGGGAGUGUCAAAAUAGAAUAUCAGCUGACAUAUGGGCUAGCAAACACACCGCUAACGGUAGUAACGGUAGCUAGCUAGCUAGUUAGCUGUUUUGUUUGUGUUGAACCAUACAUGUGUUGAACGUGUCACAUUUUGUGACGAUUUAUAUCCGUUACAAGUUUACCGCUUUUGAUGCAAGUGUUUGAUAGACUGGACCCCUGAUGCUUUUGCUCCCCCGUGAAUGAUACAUGCAAUCAAGAAGUUACAUUACGUCAGCUAGUAUAUGUUAACUAGCUAGCUAACUGGCUAGACAACUAAGUUAGCUAGCCUACUACACACAGUUCAGGGUGUCCUCUGUUGUACCAAUUGUUGCUGUUUUUAUCCAACAGGUUGAAGUUAAAAGCAGGAAACCAACCACAAUGUCCACUAGUGUGCUGUGUGGUCGAGGCAGGUUGGUCCUAUAUAAGACCACUGGCCAUCAAGCAUUAGGUGCUCUCCGUGUCUGCAGAACCAGAACCUUCUCUGCUGCAAGCUCAGAUGAGCCCUACAUAGCUGUAUCACCCAGAGACUCAGGCCCCAGGACUGUGUGGCCUGACGAGAACAUGGGACCAUUCGGACCUCAGGACCAGCGAUUUCAGUUACCAGGUAACGCUGGGUUUGACUGCCACCUGGAGGGCAUGGAUGACCAAAAGAAGACUCCAGUUCACAGGACAGUGCCUGAUGUACUGACGGCCCCAAGCUGCAUAGAGAGACACCAGUUCAUACUGGCCCAGUUUGUUAAUGAGUUCCAAGGAAACCUCGGUACUAUAGACACGAGAGUCCACAAAGCUGAGCAGUACUUUAAUCAGACGGAUGCAGACUGCUCCAUAAAUUCCUGCCCUGAGCUGUUAAGGAAAGAUCUUGAGCUCAUGUUCCCCGCUGCGCCCACCACCUCCAUCACAGUUGUGACGGUCACACAGAGUAACAGUCAGAGGGAGGAGGCAGUAGACCAGGACAGAGACCAGCUGCUCCACAAAUUUGUAAGUGGAGCAAAGGAAAUGUGCUUCGCUCUGUGGACUGCAGGCUACUGGGCAGACUUUAUUGACCCAACAACAGGAGCACCUUUCUUUGCAUCUCCAUCAAGUCAAACCAAACUGCAGACAGAGGAGGAACUAAGAGAUUUGGGCUUCCACAUCGAAGUGUCAGGCUCCUGCACAGUUAUUCGCCACAUCCUGAGAGGAACGCCUUUGUUUGUGGGGACUGUUUUCACCAAUGCACCCACUCACAGUGCUGCUAUCGCAAGACUACAAGGACUUUCAAAUGUACUUGCUGAUGACGAAUAGGCUUUUCUAAAUAUUCCACAGAACUCAAUCUAAACAAGGCCUCUAUUUAUGGUGUGAAGAAGCUUGGAACGUAUAUGUGGUAUAUGGUAGUGUUGGCACAUGGUUCUAUCAGUGAAAGGUUGUGCAAAGUUUGUCUUACUGUAACAAGGACUGGACUGAGACUAAUGUAGACCUCCAUGCUGUGCCUGACUGACAGGAAACCAACCCAGCUUACCCCUGCACUGCAUCCAGGGAGAAACACACACACACACACACACUCAAUGCAGUGGCAAGGGAUAUGACUACAAAUAAAAGACAUUUCAACAUGUAAUAUCUGCUGUUUGAAAAGUUGGUAGACAAUGUUAACACUUGAGGAUGACAUCACCUCGCUUUUAUUAAAGAUAUUGGUUUUUA